Messenger RNA from Jaculus jaculus (lesser Egyptian jerboa), 3383 nucleotides. RefSeq names its product zinc finger protein interacting with ribonucleoprotein K-like. Gene Ontology annotation, cellular component: nucleus. The transcript has 6 exons. Gene Ontology annotation, biological process: central nervous system development; regulation of transcription by RNA polymerase II. The record is from RefSeq and is a predicted model, not a curated record. Gene Ontology annotation, molecular function: RNA polymerase II cis-regulatory region sequence-specific DNA binding; DNA-binding transcription factor activity, RNA polymerase II-specific. NCBI's taxonomy places the organism in Eukaryota, Metazoa, Chordata, Mammalia, Rodentia, Dipodidae. Bases 389 to 2047 code for a protein of 552 amino acids.
GUGACCUUUGAGGAUGUGGCCAUUUACUUCUCCGAGGAAGAGUGGGGUCUCCUGGAUGAGGCUCAGAGGCUCCUGUACCUUGGUGUGAUGCUGGAGAACUUUGCACUUGUAACUUCACUGGUCUGCUGCACACCGUGAUCCUUGCUUUUUGACACAACCGAUCAGAUGUUUUCUUCCACAUUAAUGGAGUAGUAGGACAGUGAUGUGUGUCUCUUCUCCAUCUUCCUAAACAUCACCUUGGGUGUUUUUGACUCCACAUUUUGGCAGCAUGAUUGCUCUUCAGGUGUAAUGGCCUGGCUCAGUGGCCACACGGUCUUUGCCCUGCACAGACACAAGGAAUGAGUCCAGCACAUUCACAGCUACAGAGUAUCCAAACCCAAAUGGUCCCAUGAGGAAAGAGCCCACAUGCAUUAUUCUGAUUCUGGUUUCCAUGACAGCAGAAGUGCAUACAGAACUCAUGCCGGACUGUGUGACCUUUGAGGAUGUGGCCAUUUGCUUCUCACGUGAAGAAUGGAAACUUCUUGACGAGACCCAGAGGCUCCUAUACCUCAGUGUAAUGCUGCACAACUUUGUACUUACCAACUCUCUGGGUUGUGGGCAUGGACUCAAAGAUGAAGAGACACCUGGGCAGAGGGUUUCUAUGGGAGCGACACAGGUUAGGCCUUCUGAGGCAACUCCUUUUGCACCAGAAACUCACCUCUGUGCAGUGUGUGUCCCAAUUCUGCACGAUAUUUUUCACUUGGCUGAGAUACCUGAGCAGAAACACAGGAUAGGGGCAUGUGCAAAAGUUCACCAACACCAAAAACAUACUAGGAGAGAGAAUCCCUUGAAGAGGGACAACGACAAAGCCUCACAUUGGACACGACGCCUUUUCCACACGUCAGCCAAAUCUUUUCCCAGUUGGGAGGUUGAGAAGGACCUGCCAAUCAUAUCGAGCCUUCUCAAGAACCUGGCUUUGCCCAACAGUAAAAAGUCCAAUAAAAUCACUGAGGGGAGGGGAAAUAUUCCUAAUCCUAAAAGUCAGAAUAAAAUCACUGAGGGGAGGGGAAAUAUCCCUAAUCCUAAAAGUCAGAAUAAAAUCGCUGAGGGGAGGGGAAAUAUUCCUAAUCCUAAAAGUCAGAAUAAAAUCACUGAGGGGAGGGGAAAUAUUCCUAAUCCUAAAAGUCAGAAUAAAAUCACUGAGGGGAAGGGAGACAAGCCUGGUCCUAAAAGUCACAAGUCAGGAGAAUGUAAAAGAUCUACAAGUGACAAACACCCUCUUGCUCACCAGCCAAAAGCCUCCUCUGGAAAAAAGCUUUAUGAGUGUAACAAAUGUGGGAAAACCUUCCGUGGCAAGUACUCACUCGAUCAGCACCAGAGAGUCCACACUGGAGAAAGGCCUUGGGAGUGCAGUGAGUGUGGAAAGUUCUUUAGCCAAACCUCCCACCUGAACGAUCAUCGGAGAAUCCACACUGGAGAAAGGCCUUAUGAGUGCAGUGAAUGUGGAAAACUGUUUAGACAGAACUCUAGUCUUAUUGACCACCAGAAAACUCAUACGGGCGCAAGACCUUAUGAGUGUAACCAGUGUGGGAAAUCCUUUAGCCAAAAGGCUACUCUUGUUAAACACCAGAGAGUUCAUACUGGAGAAAGGCCUUAUAAGUGUAGUGAAUGUGGAAAUUCCUUUAGCCAAAGUGCCAUUCUUAACCAACACCGGAGAAUUCACACUGGAGCAAAGCCUUAUGAAUGUGACCAGUGUGGAAAAUCCUUCAGCCAAAAAGCUACCCUUAUUAAGCACCAGAGAGUUCACACCGGAGAAAAGCCUUAUAAGUGUGGUGAAUGUGGGAAAUCCUUUAGUCAAAGCUCCAUCCUUAUUCAGCACCGCAGAAUUCAUACAGGAGCAAGGCCCUAUGAGUGUAGCAAGUGUGGAAAGUCUUUCAGCCAGAAGUCUGGCCUUGUUCAACAUCAGGUAGUUCACACUGGAGAAAAGCCUUAUGAAUGUGACCAGUGUGGGCUUUCCUUUAGUCAAUGCUCUAGCCUUAUUCAUCACCAAAAAUGUCACAACACGUAGAAGCCCUGUGAAAUUGCCAAUGUGGAGAAGCUUUCAGACUAAGGCCUCCCAUUUCACUCCUGAAAGUUCAUAUUGGAGAGCAGCUGUAGAUCCAUAGGGCAUGCCUUCUUUCUUCAGUAUUAUGUUGCUAGCGAACCUUUGUGAAGGAGUCACCUCUGAAGUUGAAGUUGCAUGACUUCCAGCAUUCAGUAGUGUGACUUUCCCCAUGAGCUUUCACAUGAAUGAGGCUUACAGAGCUUGCUCUUUAUCUACUGAGCCUCUCAGGGCACCUGCCAUUUAUAUGCUUUUCAGUUUCUCUGGUAGAAGUCCACCAUCCUCUACCGCCAUGCUCAAUGUAUUCUGGUCACCUCAUCAUGCUAAAAAAACAAUGUCUGCCUACUGCCUGGAGGGAGUCUUGAACAGGGUUUGUGGAGAACUUGUUCUCUUUGUUCAUUGGUUGGAGCAUACACUUGACUCGGUUUUUACCAAGAAGAUCUGAUCUGUAGUCUUCUGAUAGCUUCUACAGAUUUCUUACCUCCUUCAUGGACAAGUUUUUAAUCAGUGUCACAUGACAGCUGGGUGAGUGUUUCCAACUUCCCAUCACAAGUGGGUAACUGCCUUCUUCACAGUGCUCUGCUUUAUAUGCUAAUGGAUGCCUUAUUCCUAAAGAUACCUUCAACCUUGGAGUUUACUAUGUGGGAAGACUAGACUGUAGACUUCGUCUGCUUGGGAUGAAAGGGUAGAUGGCUUUUGUGGGUGUCUGAAGUUUGUGUGCCUCAACAUGUGCAGUGGGGCGCAGAAAAUAACUCUCACUCUGGUUUUGGUCAGAUUUGUAUUGCUGCCCAAAACUAGGAAACUGCAGGGAUUUUUGUUACCCUAAUUUGCAACUUGGAUGCCUGUCCUUCCUGUGACAUAUCAUGAGGAGAAGUGGUCUGUUACCACAAGUUCCUGUCUUCGUGAGAAUGGGAUGCCUUUGCUCCUUCUUCCUCAGAGGACGUCACAUUGCCCAGGAUGUAGAGGUGAAGCCACUCAUCUACAAACAGCUGUGUCCCGAUGUCUGUCAUUCACGACCAGACAGAUGUGAACCCUCAGUGGUAUACCAAAAUUGGCCAUGGUGAGGCAGCAGCAAAUUAGAGGACUGUGUCUCUUAUGAACGGGAUCUGUGAGUCUUUCAUUGUGGCUGUCAGCAUUCACAGGAUCUAGAGACCUGUGCAUGUCUAGUCACUGAGGUCAUUGUCAGGAAAAAAACAAAAAAACAUCGAUAGGUUUUGUAGUCUUGUGAUCUAUAUAUAUAUUUUUUACCUCAAAUCUCUUGCUGUAGAAAUAGGAUAUGAUGAAAAUAAAAGAGAGACUGACU